Messenger RNA from Mya arenaria, 5345 nucleotides. Its product is annotated as serum response factor-like. Gene Ontology annotation, biological process: positive regulation of transcription by RNA polymerase II. The coding region runs from base 44 to 1372 and encodes 442 amino acids. Gene Ontology annotation, molecular function: DNA-binding transcription factor activity, RNA polymerase II-specific; protein dimerization activity; RNA polymerase II cis-regulatory region sequence-specific DNA binding. The transcript has 9 exons. The record is from RefSeq and is a predicted model, not a curated record. NCBI's taxonomy places the organism in Eukaryota, Metazoa, Mollusca, Bivalvia, Myida, Myidae.
ACAAACACGGAUUCUUUGAGUAAACACCUCGCUCUAAGAAGUUAUGGAACCUAAUUCUCCUGAUUUGAAGGUGUUAACAGCGCCUCAAUUAUACAACAUGGAUGUGAUGAAUGGUGGACACUUGAGUGGCCAGCCGGCAUUUCCAGGACAACCCUUUAAUCAAGGGAAAUCCAUUCAAUUUGAACAGGAAGAUCCGUCAACUUACGGCGACUAUUCCGACGGCGACGACGAAGGUUUUAGUGCAAACGUACAAAAAACGGGGAAGAAGACGAAAGGACGUGUUAAGAUUAAAAUGGAGUUCAUUGAGAAUAAACUGCGAAGAUACACGACAUUUAGCAAACGAAAAACUGGGAUAAUGAAAAAGGCUUAUGAACUUUCAACAUUGACUGGUACCCAGGUAAUGCUACUUGUGGCCAGUGAGACUGGCCAUGUUUACACCUUCGCAACCCGCAAACUGCAGCCCAUGAUAACAAGCGAAAGUGGCAAGGCCCUCAUCCAGACCUGCCUAAACUCUCCCGAUCCCCCUCCAGCAGGCCCAGGCCAGCAACAGGCAGUUGAGCAGAGGAUGAAUCCAGGCGGCUUUGAGGAGACUGAAUUGACUUAUGCUGUGGACGAUGAAAAUGAGAAGUCAUUGAUGGAGGCUGGUGGCGGUGGUGUGAAACCGGUCUACACAAUGACAGCCUCCAGCUCCAUGGCCCAAGAGGCGCAGGGUUACAUCCAGGCCACAACCCCACCACAGGCGCAUACACAAUCUAACUUAACAGGCCAGGUAGUGCAAGUGAGCACCCCACAGCCGACCCAUGUUAAACCCAGCCCUACCACACAACAGGCGAGCUCCAUUGCUGUCCAGCUGCCCGGGCUACCGCCAGGCUUCAUACUUCAACCAGGCAUGUCAUUCACAAUCCCAGUCCAGACUUCACAGCAGUCUCAGUCCCAAUCGUCACAGCAACAGGCCACGUACCGCUUCCCGGGUUCAACACAGCCAGUGAUGACCAGUGCUUCCCUAGUACAGGCAGACACAAGUCAGAGGUUACAAACCAACGGGACAGCCACUGUCUCACAGCCCACUGUCAGUGUUGUCACACAGAGUGGUCAGCAGGCAAUGACACCGAGUGUAUUUAUGUACCAGACACCCCAGGGUAUUGUGUAUGCCCCGGCCACCGGCACAAUGCAGGAUAAGACAAUCUUCAACUUGCAGCCUUCAACCAAUGAUAACAAUGGUCAGCAACAACAACAGCCAUUCAUCAUCCCUAUCCCCGUCUCCCUUGCCGGAUCUCAACAGGUGUUACAGUUCUCUCCACCACCUGAGCACCCGAUUAAGUCUGAGCUUCCUCUAUCACAGCCGACUGGCGCAAAGAAAAGGAAGGUCUGAUUGGUUCCCUGCCCCAGGGGGAGGGGCUUCACAUGGUGCUAUAUUGAGCCUUCCCAAGCUUGACAAGUGAGAGGGGAAGGUGAUGGUUAAUAAGUUGAAGGCCAAUCCUGGCACAAGAGUCGGCUAGUGUGCAAUGGGAUCAAAUGUAAAUACACGACAUAAUAAAUUAUUAAUAUGUAUAUUUUGCAAAACAAAUGGCUGAUGGUUAUGCAUUAAAACAUGUCAAGAUGUGUAAAUACAUUGCUUUGAGUGACAUUAUAAAUGCCAUGACCCUAAAGCUACAUUGUAACAUUUGUAUAUGAGACUUGUUUUAACACUGCUGCAUAAAUUAAUCUUAUUAAUCAAGAUGCAUUACAGUUUUUAUUAUUUUUUUGCAAUAUUUAAAACUACUUGAUUAUGGUGACAUGUACCAUUGUCCACUUUGGUAUUUUGAUUUUGUCAUAACUUGCAAACAAUCAAAUUAUAUUUUUGUACAAGUUGGUUCACACAUUUGCAAUGAGCACACAUAUAUAAGGCCAACCUUAAAAAAAUUCUUGUUUGGAGUAACCCUACCCAGAUUUUUUAAGGUGGGUAGGUAGGUAGGUUUUUUUUUUUUUUUUUUUUUUUUUUUUUUUUUCUCCAACGACAACUGGAUCUUGUGUACAGUACAUUCACUACAUAACACUAGUUAUUCAAGGCAUUGUAAUAAACUUUUGAACAACAAACAUCUUAACUUCUGAUCCUUUAGUAGCUCUCCGGGAUUGUUUCAUCAUUCUCCAUUAAAAUAUCAAAUACAUCGUACCAUGUGAAGUCGACAUUGAAUUUUCUUACAAAGUUGUUUUUAAUUUUUUUAUUUAAGUAAUUUAUUGUCACACAAAACGUAAUUUCGUUCGGUUCACGUUCGACAAACUUGCAGUCAGCCAUGUUUUCGAAACGCUCAUUGCGAUCAGAGAUAAAAACCGAAGCUCUACGAGUGUGUCUACAAAUCGAAAAGAACCGAAACAAAAGAAAAGAGCAGAAACAGAAAAUAGUAGUGGAAAGGCGUUGAAAAAAAAAAUUCGCGGAUCAAAAUGCCAAAAAAAAUUUUGAGUCGGCAACGAUUUUUAUGGGUCGGUCGCGUUACUCCAAACAAGAAAUUUUUUAUUUUAGGCCUAAAGGAAGUCCCUGUCUUUAAUAUUUCAAUGCAUGUGAAACUUGAACCAGCGAUAACAUCUGCUGGCAUGGCUACAGCCCACAGUGCUUGUGGUAUGUAUUUGUUCAUACAUGCAUUUUCAUAUUGUAUUUUACAAAUUGGCAAAAACUUAUUGCUUUGUUAAAUAUUAUGAGGAUUUUACCAUUUUAACAUUAAAUGCUAAUACUUGUGGUUUUAUAAGCAGUUUAUGGUUGUAGAUAAAAUAGCUAUAAAACCUUGCAAUCCACUUGCACUUCAAUGCUCAUUAAAUGGGAAUAAGAUUAAAUUUAUUGAUUGAUCUUUAACAUUAGGAAAAUAGAUAAACUUUCCUUUUUGUCUUUAAUUUUAUGAACGGUUAAAUGGAUCAUUGUGGUACUGUCUGUGUCCGUGCUAGAUCUGUUCAAAUGUUCAUUUUAAUAAGUAAUCUUGAUCAAAUGUUGAUAUAAUAAUCAUUUUCUUUCUUGAUAUAUUUUAGUAAUUAUGUUUCUGAAAGAUCUUUAUUAGCUCAAACUAGAAAUGAUCUGAGCCUUAUUUAAACCUACAUGUAAUGCACGAGUCAAAUUUAACCACGGCCUCCCCAGGUCCGGGGAAUAGCUGAGACUUUGACUUUCGGUCCAGCCAAGCCCAGGUAAAAUCUCCGCCCUGUGAGGAAGAACUGCUUGUAAAAUCCCUGCCAAAUGCCCCCUCACCCCAGGGAACCUAGGUAAUGACCAUUCCCCGCUAUUUUGGUGUGAAGACAAAACCACCGCUUUCACCCGACACUGCGGGCCACCGGAAAGGUAAAAACACAGCCCAUUUCCCCCGCUAUCCCCAGUAUACCCCCGGAUCUGACGGGGCCAUGGUUACAAUUGACUGGUGCAUAAGGGUAACAACCUCUGUUAAGAUCAAGAUGUAAGGGUUGAGACCUUCUUGUAGGGGUGACAUCCCUCCUUUGAUACCUACAUUUAAGGGUUACAACCCUCAUUUGACCUACAUGUAAAGGUUAAAAUCCUCAUUAAAACCUACAUGUAAGAGGGUUUUUAACCCCCAUUUUAGACCUACAUUUAAGGGUUACACCCCUCAUUUGGAGUUGGACCUACAUGUUAUGGUUACAAACCUAAUUUGAGACCUUCAUGUAGCAGUUACAAACCUCAUUUGAGACCUACAUUUAAGCGUUACAACCCUCAUUCAGACCUACAUGUAAAGGUUACAAUCCUCAUUCAGACCUAUAUUUAAGGGUUACAACCCUCAUUCAGACCUACAUGUAAGGGUUACAAGCCUCAUUCAGACCUAUAUUUAAGGGUUACAACCCUCAUUCAGACCUACAUGUAAAGGUUACAAUCCUCAUUGAGACCUAUAUUUAAGGGUUACAACCCUCAUUCAGACCUACAUGUAAGGGUUACAACCCUUAUUUGGACCUACAUGUAAGGGUUACAAGCCUCAUUCAGACCUACAUGUAAAGGUUGCAAUCCUCAUUGAGACCUAUAUUUAAGGGUUACAACCCUCAUUCAGACCUACAUGUAAGGGUUACAAGCCUCAUUCAGACCUAUAUUUAAGCGUUGCAACCCUCAUUCAGACCUUCAUGUAACAGUUUCAAACCUCAUUUGAGACCUACAUGUAAGGGUUACAAGCCUCAUUCAGACCUACAUGUAAGGGUUAUAAGCCUCAUUCAGACCUUCAUGUAAGGGUCACAACCCUCAUUAGAUCUACCUGGAAGGGUCAAAACCCUCAUUGAGACCUACAUGUAAGGGUUGCAAUCCUCAUUAAGGACCUACUUGUAAGAGUUACCACCUUUAUUUAGACCUACAUGUAAGGUCAACGACCCUCAUUAGAUCUACUCGGAAGGAAUAAAACCCUCAUUGAGACCUACAUGUAAAGGUUACAAUCUUCAUUAAGGACCUACUUGUAAGGGUUACCACCUUUAUUUAGACCUGAAUGUAAGGGUAACAACCCUCAUUGAGACCUACAUGUAAGGGUUACAACCCUCAUUCAGACCUCAUUAAUUAUAUUAUUAUAAUCCCAUACCUGAAAUGACCAGUUUUUAGGGUCCACAUAUAAUUGCUUUGUUAGUUGUUAUAUACAUGUAUUAUGUUAAUGUAAUCUGCCAACAAGAUGCCUUUUCCAUUCAAUUCAUCGACAGCUUACAUUAUGUGUAAAUGUGCUUGUUUUAAUUGACUCUUUUAAUGAUGUUCAUAGUUACAUGUAUGUUGUUGAGAUUCUCCCUGUGCCAACAUUUAUAUAUAUAUUUAUGGAGUAUGUUUUAAUGAUUGUUGUAUAUUGUUUUUUGAGAUGAUUCAUAUGACUUGUUAAUGUGAAUGUUUAGAAUUUACUGUUGCAAAAGUGCAAUGUCCUAAAAUGUGUGUGUUAAGACAACGAUUUGAAAGUUCAACCAAUUCACUACCAGAACAAGAGGUUUACUGGCUUUUACUGGUCUUGAGUACCAUUUAUAUGUUUUGAAUGCUGAUAGAAGUGACAGACAGACAUACUGAUUAUAUGUAUGUAUAUAAAUAGAUGUGCAUAUCUUUUGAUAUCUUUCGUCCAUAAAAUCUGAAUAGUUUUAAUGCAGGCAAAAUGGACAAAACAUCUAACGUUAAGUGAAAUUUCAGCUGUUAAGCUAUGUUUGUAUUUAUUUUCUACACGUGUGACUCUGUUGAAAGGCACAUUUAAAGUAUGUGUUGACCAUUAUGUCUGUUAUUAUUCCUGCCAUUCAUCAUAUUUCUUGGGAGCUUAAUGGUACAUUAAUUAGCAUUAUGUUUCUGGAACUAAUGUAUUUUUGUAUACUACAUGAUGUCACUAUUUUUGUACGAGACCAAAUUUGAAUAAAAUAAAAUCCUGAGAAGAAUU